UUGUGCGGCUUUGGGGAUGCCUGUGUGGUCUGUGUGGUGUAUGUGUGACUCUCCUGUGGCUGUCAUUGUGUGGCUGUCAUCAUGGGUGUCACUCUGAGGGUGUGUGUGGCUGUGUUGUUGUGACUGCUCUCCCUGUGAGUGUGUCUGUACGGUUGUGUGCAUAUGACUGCCAUUGUGUGUUCCUUCUGAUGGUGUGUGGGGGCCCAUUUAUAUGUUUCUGUGUGUGGCUGUGCUCAUGCGCCUUUCUUGUGUGGCUUGGUGUGCAAAUCCGUGUCAUGGUCCACGUAUGUGCCCUUGUGUGGCCAUGUGGCUGAGCUGUGGAUGACAUCGUCUCUCCUAUGAGUGUCUGUGUGGAUGAGAGACUGUUAAUGUGUAUGGCUGUCAUUGAGUGGUAAUUGGGGGUGUGACUCUGUGACCGGUUUGUGACCCCCAUUGCGUGUGGUGACUCUUUUUGAUGUAACUCUUAAGUGUGUCGGGAGCCCUGAGGCUAUGUCCCUGAUGAUAGUGAGGUGGGUGCUUGUGUGGGGCUGUAUGCGGGGCUGUGAAGUGUGUGAAGGACCUCCUCUUGUGUCCCUGUGACUGUGUGUGUGUGUAGGGGGAGGUUGUUUGAUCUGUGUGGGUGUCAGUGACAGGCCGUGUGCACACUGUGCCAUGUGUGUGAGUGUACAGUUGUGUGUAGUGGGUGUUGGGCACCUGUCUGAAUGAGCAGGCCUGUCUUGUUCACCACAAGCAAAGUGCCUAGAACCCAGCAGGCACUGGAUCCUUGUUGGUGGGAUGGACACAUGCUAUACUGUGUGUGUGUGUGUGUGUGUGUGUGUGUGUGUGUGUGUGAUGUUUGAGAUGGAAGUUGUGGCUGAGUUGUGUAUUCUAGGGAUGCCAGCAUGUGUUAUUGUGUCUCUGGAGGGUGAGGGGCCGUGGCCAGGUGGGCAUCUGAGAUCUCUGGUGACCCUCACCCCACAUGUCACACUGCAGAGCAAGCUGCGUGGAUGGGGCACUGGACCCAGAGUGCCUACCCUCACCUUCCUGGGCCUCAGUUUCCACAUCUGUGCAAUGGGGGUGACCAUCCCUGCCCUGCUGGCCGCCAGGAGCGGCUGUGAGUCUGUGGGUGUGGCGGAGGCCUGUGGGAAGCCAUAGGGCCCUUUCACAGGCCCGGCCUUCACCAUGGCAGGAGGGAGACCCCAGCCGAAGAGGAGUUUCUCCAUCAUUCCCUGCUUUGUCUUCGUGGAGUCAGUGCUUCUGGGCAUCGUGGUCCUGCUUGCCUACCGCCUGGAGUUCACGGACACCUUCCCGGUACACACCCAGGGGUUCUUCUGCUAUGACAGUACCUAUGCCAAGCCUUACCCAGGGCCUGAGGCUGCCAGCCGAGUGCCUCCUGCACUCAUCUAUGCCCUGGUCACUGCUGGACCCACCCUCACGAUCCUGCUGGGGGAGCUGGCGCGUGCCUUUUCCCCCGCGCCACCCUCAGCCAUCCCCAUCAUCGGGGAGAGCACCAUCGUGUCUGGGGCCUGCUGCCGAUUCAGCCCCCCACUGCGGAGGCUGGUCCGCUUUCUGGGGGUCUACUCCUUCGGCCUCUUCACCACGACCAUCUUCGCCAAUGCGGGGCAGGUGGUGACUGGCAACCCUACGCCGCACUUCCUGUCUGUGUGCCGCCCCAACUACACGGCUCUGGGCUGCCUACCGCCCUCACCGGACAGGCCAGGGCCCGACCGCUUCGUCACUGACCAGGGUGCCUGUGCCGGCAGCCCCAGCCUGGUGGCCGCUGCGCGCCGUGCCUUCCCCUGCAAGGAUGCUGCCCUUUGCGCCUAUGCAGUCACCUACACAGCGAUGUACGUGACUCUGGUAUUCCGCGUGAAGGGCUCCCGCCUGGUCAAACCCUCCCUCUGCCUGGCCCUGCUGUGUCCCGCCUUCCUGGUGGGCGUGGUCCGCGUGGCCGAGUACCGCAACCACUGGUCCGACGUGCUGGCGGGCUUCCUGACGGGCGCUGCCAUCGCAACCUUUCUGGUCACCUGUGUUGUACACAACUUCCAGAGCCGGCGGCCCUCUGGCCGAAGGCUCUCCCCCUGGGAGGACCUGGGCCAAGCCCCCACCAUGGAUAGCCCCCUCGAAAAGUUAAGUGUGGCCCAGGAACCCGAGGCCUGCAGGCCGCAUUCGACACCGGCACGGCUCACCCCAUCCAAGUCGCAGAACUGUGCCCGCCGUGGCCACCUGAUCCCCAGCUGCGUGUCCUCCAGGGCUCCAGCCAUGUGUUCGUCGCCCCGUGUGCCCCGCCCUCGAUUGAGGUCUGAGCCGACGCCCCUGCCCCUGCCCUUGCCCCUGCCCGCACCAGCCCCCAGCCAGGGCCCCUCACCCUCCUCCCCUGGACCUGGGGGGCCGGGUGGGGGUGGCGGACGUGGUCGGAAGUUACUGCUGCCCACGCCCCUGCUUCGGGACCUGUACACCCUUAGCGGACUCUAUCCCUCCCCCUUCCACCGGGACAACUUCAGUCCUUACCUGUUUGCCAGCCGUGACCACCUGUUGUGAGGCCCCACCACCCUCCCAGAAUCAGCCAGGCCCCCAUUCCUUCCCUGCCACACGUGUGUGUGCGUGUGCCAUGUGAGUGCCAAAGCCCUCUGUGCACAAACCAGCCAAGCCUGAACAUUAGAGGCUGGCUGGAAGGACAUAUGGGGGGGGGGCGCCCCCUGCCUCUCUUGCCCUCUGAGACAUCCAAGUGGGCAUAACUGGGAGGUGGGCCCUUGCCCCAGGACUGCUCUUUUAAGGGCCAAAACCUGACCCCAUUGGCCAUUGCUCAGCCAAUGGGAGCCCCGAGUUCUAAAAUUUCUACUUAAAAGGCGUUUACACCAACCAAUGGGAGCCUCCCCUCACAUCUUAGACUCCUCAGGCUAGAGGGUAACUCCAGUUAGUGUUCAGCGUCUGAAAAACCAAUAGGAGUCCUUGGUUUUCAGAAUUUCUAGGAUGGGUGGGUAUGAUUCCAGUCAAUGGGGGACCGCCAAUGCCCAAGCACGAGCAAAGGAGAGGAGGGAGAUGGGGUCAUCCUUUGUCAUCGAAUCCUCUCUCCAAGUCAGAGAGUCCAGCUGGAGCAUGGGGGCAGGUUCCCCCAUGGCAGGGUCCUUGGGGCACCCCUUCCUCUCUCAGCCCCUCCCCCAUGUGCAACCUCUCGCUCAGUCCCUCCCAACUCCCAACUCUACAGGGCUUGCCCCAGUUCAGAGGUUUUGGGGUUCAGGGUGCUGUGUCUCCCCUUGUCUGUGCCCAGGUUGCCCCAAACCCUUCUGUUAUUAGGGCUAUGGGAAGGGACUUUUUUUUUUUGCCUUGGAAUCUCCCCUUGUUCUUUACACUGCCCCCACCCUGGGCCCCAGCCUCGUUGCAGAUGUGCCACCAGGAGAGAGGACUCCCCUGCUCCAGGCAGCCAAAGGCAGUGGGCAGAGGAGACACUGCCCCCCUUUCCUGCCCCAUCCUUAACUUUAAUAAAGACCUGUUUGUAACAGAA
Messenger RNA from Nyctereutes procyonoides (raccoon dog), 3484 nucleotides. RefSeq names its product phospholipid phosphatase related 2 (gene PLPPR2). NCBI's taxonomy places the organism in Eukaryota, Metazoa, Chordata, Mammalia, Carnivora, Canidae. Bases 1162 to 2520 code for a protein of 452 amino acids. The transcript is spliced from 9 exons. The record is from RefSeq and is a predicted model, not a curated record. Gene Ontology annotation, molecular function: phosphatidate phosphatase activity. Gene Ontology annotation, biological process: signal transduction; phospholipid dephosphorylation; phospholipid metabolic process.